AUGUACAAGCCUAAAAUUUUAGUACUCGGAGGUUGCGGUUUUAUUGGCCGUAAUUUCGUCAAUUAUUUACUGAAAAACGAGCUCGUAAGCGCCGUGAGAGUAGUCGAUAAAGUUCCCCCUCAAGUGGCUUGGUUAAACGAAACGCACGGAGAGGUUUUCCGAAACGAUAUAGUCGAAUUCAAAAGCGCUAAUUUGAUCAAUCCUGAAUCAUGCAAAAACGCAUUCCAAUGCAUCGACGAUUCGCAAUGGGAUAUUGUAGUGAAUUGCGCAGGAGAAACGAAAUCUGGUCAAACCGAUCCCGUGUACGACGAAGGCAUACUUAAAUUAAGUCUGAAUUGCGCCAAGGAGGCGUCCGCUCGAGGAGUUAAACAUUACAUUGAAUUGUCUUCGGGUAAUAUGUACUCGUCUGAAAAGGUUCAACACAAAGAAGAUGGUCCCAUUGAGCCGUGGACUUUUGUAGCUAAAUGGAAAAGACAAGUCGAAAAGAAACUAACGGAAAUGUCGGAUUUAACAUAUACCAUUCUAAGAUUACCGGUUGUGUACGGUUUAGGAGACAGGAACGGUUUAACUCCGAGAGUGAUAGCUUCGGCGAUUUACAAGCGCAUGGGGGAAACUAUGAAAUUGUUGUGGAACGCAGAUUUGAAAAUUAACACUGUACACGUCGAGGACGUGUGCAGGGCCAUUUGGUUUGUAGCCAAUCGAGAAGACACUAACGGACAGAUUUAUAACGUGGUGGACGACGCUGAUUCCACUCAGGGUUCUAUAUCCGAUAUUUUAUCAGAUAUAUUCAAUGUAAAAGUGGAUUAUUACGGCAAUAUAGUAUCGGCUGUGGUGGAUCUCGUAGGUGCCGCUGAUGAUGCUAACGACAAACAUUUGGCCCCAUGGGCGGAGGCCUGUCGAACGGACGGCAUUUUUAAUACGCCUCUGUCUCCACACAUGGAUCCCGAGCUGUUGUUGCAUAAGCAUUUGAGAUUAGAUGGCGGUAAAUUAAAGGGAAUGGGUUUUGACUUGGCUGAACCUCGUCCGACGGGUGAUAAUAUUCGAAAGGUUUUGGAUGAUUUUGUCGAGAUGAAGGUGUUCCCUCCUAGCUUGAUUGUAUAA
This is a messenger RNA of Phyllotreta striolata, 1101 nucleotides long. NCBI's taxonomy places the organism in Eukaryota, Metazoa, Arthropoda, Insecta, Coleoptera, Chrysomelidae. The record is from the annotation of a GenBank genome assembly.